Drosophila obscura is the source of this 1133-nucleotide messenger RNA. RefSeq lists its product as uncharacterized. Bases 172 to 1035 code for a protein of 287 amino acids. The record is from RefSeq and is a predicted model, not a curated record. NCBI's taxonomy places the organism in Eukaryota, Metazoa, Arthropoda, Insecta, Diptera, Drosophilidae. The transcript has a single exon.
AAGUUUUAGUUUCGUGAGAACCGACCAAAUUCUAUGCUCAGAUAAAUUUUAGUAGUACAAAAUCGUAUAAAAAAAAGUGUACAAAAUUCUAAAAUCAAUAAAAUAAAAUAAAUUUGGUUAUCUAUUUAUUUUUUGCAGCUUUUGCAACAUUUUGAAUUUUUUUGCAUUAAAAUGCUGGUGACCACCUAUCAACAUGACUACGUUCCGCCCAAUGCCAAGCGGUACGAGUUCCUCACCCGCGCCAAGGGAUUGGAGGGACAAGAGGGCGCUAAGGUAAUCGAAUGUCAGUGCAUCGAUGAGGAGAAGAUCAAGGCGCCAUCCGAUGCCUCAAAAGACUGCUCGGGGGUGGAGUGGACGGGCAUUGCGCCAAUGGGUAAACUGGUGGAUCCACGGCUCAUACCCACGACCCUGGCCCAGGAUCAAGUGGACAAGAUGGCCUUCUCUGAGGAAACGGACUGCUUUAAGCUGCAGCCAAACCGCUUCCUCAAGAUCCUGCGCACUGUCUACCCCGAUCUGUACGAGCGACUGAAGGUGAUGCCUAAGGAGGAGCUCAGCCGCCGGCUGGAGAAGAACCGCAUGUUCACCACGUACCAGAUCGACUUCUGUGCGAUGAACGAGUACCCCGAGGGCAUAUACGAGAGUCUCAAGACCGAGGACGAGGCCUCCAAGUUGAAUGCCAACAAGUUCCUGACCAACAAGGCGCCCUGUUCAGAGUUCCGCUCGAAUGUGAUGAACGAACUGGACAGGGAAACCUCCACGGGCUACGAGAUGUCACAGGAUGAGUGCGAGAAGACAUACAAGCCCUUUAAGACCACAUUCGCGGACUCCUCGCGCUUCGUCGCCUCGGGCAACAACUCACACUGGAACGCGGCACCGGCUACCUACAGGAAGGUGCCCGACUUCACCGAAUACAUGGACUCGAUAAGCCGCAACGGCUGUGUGAUCAUGCGGAACAAGUUGCACGACCACUCCAAGUGCCUGGCCAACUACUGCAAGCACGAGCUCAAGUUCACCUGCAACGACAUGAAGCCGUGAAUUGCAAGGAUUACCCGUGCAAUCAGCACCACUCGAAUGUCCUGUUCUCGUGUUCUCUGGAGUUUGCAUUUUUGGUUCAAGUAAAUGAGUAAAUCGAA